Orbicella faveolata is the source of this 1181-nucleotide messenger RNA. RefSeq lists its product as uncharacterized. Lineage: Eukaryota; Metazoa; Cnidaria; Anthozoa; Scleractinia; Merulinidae. The record is from RefSeq and is a predicted model, not a curated record.
AGGAGUAUACGAUAGCAACAGAAAAUACAUGAAUGAAUUAGUUAAAUGAAAAACGUUUUUUAUCCCAUAAGGAGCCAAGGAAAGUUGGUGUGAGCCCGAACACCAACCACGAUUUCAGAAAAGAACAUUAAAGCUGUCCUUAACUGGCCUUAACGCACUCGAGAAUAUGCAUUACGAAAUUAUUACUUUAAAUGGAAAAUCAUCACAAAGGUUCACGUAAAGCAUUUUAAAAUUAACCAUCCAAUAAGACUGCGCAAAAGCCCCGUUAUUUACUUUAGUUUUACAAACAAUGUAAACGCCUGUGAAAUAAGUUACGAUUUUACCCGACGAAACUGCAUUGUAAUAUUUAAGUUAAAUCUAACGUUGACUUUUAUCUCUAUUUUUGUUUUGUUUUGGCUUUUGAUUGUUAGUUCAUGGAUCACAAACAAUCGAGGAGUUUCUUGGUUUGACAAAUUCAAAUGCAGCUAAUGAAAUCGAAGACGAACAUUUGGGAAGCAGUCGGCGGAGUUACUCCUGUACUCACGUGACUAGUCUAUUGAGAGAGCAGAAGGAGCCUGGGACACAACGUACGGCAUGUAUCACAAAAGAAGGAAGGAACUGGGUCCCAAACGCUGGAAUUCUAUUCAGCACUAACGUCGAAAAAAAUAUCUCACAGCUUGAAACUCUGGUUCAUAACAGUUCUUGUAAAGAACAGUCAAAUGAAAACAAAAGAAAAGGAAAUACAAGGAAACUCUUUGCUGGAAAUGAUUUAGAUUCCAGGGAUGAAGAAACUGUCUUGAUGCCUGAAACCACAGUAACGUCACAAUCAUCCCACAUCAUCUGUAGCGGGCAGAACUUGGGGGAAUCAGACAGCGCAAAGGAAAGUCAUAAAAUGGGCUCAGCAAAACAGGAGACAAAGCCCAGAAGACUUCAAAGAUUCUUUUCGGCUGCUAUGGCGUCAGUUCUCGCUGGUCGUGUUUCAACUGCUCAAAGAUAUGAUGUGCCUUUUAGUUUUGAAAAUCCAGUGCACGAAUCCAAGACAAUUGAAGGCCCUCUUAACUUAGCAGAUUGGACAACUCUGAUUGAUGACAAACGCGAACGAAAUGAGGUUCAUCACACCGAGUGUUACGUCGAGUUCAACAACGGCGAUUUAGACAACUAUAACGUGCUCUAUGGACAAUGAUAAACAGCCAAGAAAUCCU